UGGCCUCUCCUCGAAUCGCUAUCAUAGUUUAUACGUUGUACGGUCACAUCGGAAAGCGGGCCGAAUCCAUCAAAGCCGGAAUAACGUCGAAGGGAGGGAACGCCACAAUUUAUCAGGUUCCAGAAACCCUCUCAGAGGACAUUCUUUCCAUUCUUCACGCUCCUCCUAAGCCCGACUACCCCAUCGCCACUCUCGACACCCUCGGCGAAUACGAUGGAUUCCUCUUCGGUAUCCCCACGCGGUUUGGUAACAUGCCUGUGCAAUGGAAGGCCUUCUGGGACGCCACUGGCCCGCUUUGGGCGAAAGGUACUCUGGCUGGGAAGUACGCUGGCGUUUUCGUUUCGACUGCUGGGCAAGGAGGUGGACAGGAGACCACUAUUAUCAACACUAUCUCGACUUUGGCUCAUCACGGAGUUAUCUACGUCCCCCUUGGCUACUCCCGUACUUUCGCCCAGUUCACGAACCUCGAGGAGAUCCGUGGCGGAUCGCCCUGGGGUGCUGGAACCUUCGCCUCGUCUGAUGGCUCACGCCAACCCUCCAAGCUAGAACUGGAGGUUGCUGAGAUCCAAGGCCAGUUGUUCUACGACACUCUCGCCAAGGUCAAGCAGUAGA
Cyclocybe aegerita is the source of this 612-nucleotide messenger RNA. NCBI's taxonomy places the organism in Eukaryota, Fungi, Basidiomycota, Agaricomycetes, Agaricales, Hemipholiotaceae. The record is from the annotation of a GenBank genome assembly.